Molecule: messenger RNA, 715 nt
Organism: Malus domestica (apple)
Lineage: Eukaryota; Viridiplantae; Streptophyta; Magnoliopsida; Rosales; Rosaceae
Molecular function (GO): electron transfer activity
Source: RefSeq, a predicted model, not a curated record
CAUACCCCUCAUCCCUAAAUUUCACCACUCCAUUCCUUGAGUUUUUGCAUCUGAUAGAAAAUAAUGGGUUCCAGUUUUGCACAGAUUACAUUAGCAAUGGUGCUAAUUGCUUCGAUGCUGGCAGUUAGCACAGCCAGCAAAGAUUGGCAAUAUGGUAAUUACACUGGCUCGGGGUUCAACAAUGGCUCAUACCACCUCAAUAAGACCAAAGGACCCAACAAGAUCGUAGUUGGUGGUUCGGAAAAUUGGCAUUUCGGAUUUAACUACACAGAUUGGGCAUUGAAGAAUGGUCCAAUUUACAUCAAGGAUACUCUAGUUUUCAAGUAUGAACCACCAAGCAACACCAUACGUCCUCACAGCGUAUACUUGUUCCAAGACUUUCAGAGCUUCUGGAACUGUAACUUGAGUCGAGCAAGAAUGGUGGGAAAUCAGACACAAGGAGGCGGAGACGGCUUUGAGUUUGUGUUAAAGAGGUGGCGGCCUUACUACUUCGCUUGCGGUGAACAUGAUGGUUUACAUUGUAAGGACGGGCUUAUGAGGUUCCCCGUCUUCCCAGUGUUUCGCGGCUGGCAUUAAUGAUCAAUUGGUGCUGAAAGACAAUGAACACAACACACUUUAUAUUCAUAAUCAAUUAUUUUUAAGCAAAUAAUAAGACUUGGUAUGCAAGUUUUUGAGAGACUAUAUUUGAUAAGUUCAGCAGUCACAUUGGUAUUGA